CCAAGCUGAAUCCAGCGAUUAUUCAAACGUGUUUCAAGCCAUCACUGCUACGUUUCCCGUUUCCCGUUUCCCGCCUAGUUCCACUUUGUAAUGACAACGUACAGUGCACUCUCUCCGUCUCGAGCUGCUCGCGGCCAGCGCACUCAUUGGCCCACGGCCCAAGGCCCAUGGACGCUUCAUCGUGAACCCCUGCCCAGAACGGGGAGGCGUAGCAACAUGCUGGGUAGGCCAAGAAUAGUAGAGCCUCAUACUACUACUCCUCCGUACCGACUCUGCGACAGCCAUGACACGGCUGCACCUUGUUUAAAAUCAUGCUGUUUCCUCCCCAUGUUCUUUUGCUUCUCUCUCUUCUUUUCAUCUCUUUCACAAGUUUGCCAGUUGGACCACGAGUUUUCUCUCAUUUUUCGUUUCUUUUCUUCUUCUUUUCAUUUCUUUCUCUUCUUUGAUUCUCUCCUCACCCGUUCAUUCCAUCUUUCGACGACAAUAGGCUAGUCCUACACUCUUUUCCAGCGCCAGUCGCCUUUUAUAUAUCAUUUUAUCACUUUUGAUUCAGGUUCUCUGGCAGACCUUCACUUUCCUGGUUCU
Sodiomyces alkalinus F11 is the source of this 585-nucleotide messenger RNA. RefSeq lists its product as hypothetical. The transcript is spliced from 2 exons. The record is from RefSeq and is a predicted model, not a curated record. Lineage: Eukaryota; Fungi; Ascomycota; Sordariomycetes; Glomerellales; Plectosphaerellaceae. The coding region runs from base 91 to 492 and encodes 133 amino acids.